Messenger RNA from Mycena indigotica, 1296 nucleotides. RefSeq lists its product as uncharacterized. The record is from RefSeq and is a predicted model, not a curated record. Gene Ontology annotation, molecular function: protein binding. Bases 1 to 1296 code for a protein of 431 amino acids. The transcript is spliced from 6 exons. Lineage: Eukaryota; Fungi; Basidiomycota; Agaricomycetes; Agaricales; Mycenaceae.
AUGCAGCUACAAGAGGCGUAUGAAACCCUGGGACUUGAGCCUGGCUCCUCGCUCGACCUUGUCAAGAGCACGUACAAACAGGUGGCCUUGCGGACCCACCCCGACAAGAAUCCCGACAAUCCAGAUGCCACUGCCAAAUUUCAGAAAGUGGGGGAGGCCUAUAACGUGCUCUUGAAAAAGCUCGACCCUGCUGCCGAGGAUUCUGACGACGAUUAUUAUGAUGAAUUCUAUGAAGAGGAAGAGGAGUUGGCCUUUUAUAUGUUUCUAUUCGAGGAAAUGAUGAGGGGCCGUGCGAGUCGACACGCUCACAUGCACUUCCGAAACCGGGAAUACGAUUUUGAAGAGAGAAGAGAAACGCCAGAGGAAUACGCGGAACGCCUGCAACGCUCUAGACAAGACCAGAUUGAAGCCCAGCAACGUCGUCAGAGAGAAGCAGCUGCUAAAAGGGCACAAGCAGAGAUGGAUCGUGAGAGAGAGCGGGAAGCAGCUGAGAAACGUCAGACCGCGAAGAAACAGGCUAAGAAGGCGCAAGCACAAGCAGAUCGCACCAAAGCUCAAGCCACCGCUCGGUCAACGCAACAACUCGAACAGGCCAAACGGAGUGCUGUGUUCGCCUCCGCUCGCGCGGGAAGGAGCGAGGAAGUGAAGAAAGGUGUUUGGGAGGACAAUGUUGAUGCUGCGGGCGGAGAGGUCAAAGCGGGCUGUGACCAGUUUGUCAAGGCGAUACCUCAAGAUCGUAAAGAAACUCUGCUGCAUAUCACGGCUCGGAACGGAGAUAAAGAAUUGGUUGAAUGGCUUGACGCCCACAGUGCGGAGCCUGAAGAACGGGAUUCCAAGACAUAUACGGCAUUUCAUUCUGCUCUCGAGUCCGGUCAUAUUGCUGUGGUCGAGUACUUCUUCCAAACACACGACCACAAAGACUCGGCCACUAUCUAUGAUCCUCCUGAAUCGAAAACGCUGCUCUCACUCGCAGUCAACUCGCAUGAGCCUGAGCUAGUUUGGAUGAUUCUCGACAAAGGUUUGGCGACCCAGGUGGAAAUUAACGAAUCUUGGACAUGGAUCACAUCAAGUGGCGGUCGAUCUUCAAUGAAGAACCACCCCAGGGCUAACGAAAGCCAAUUUGAAGACAUUCUGAAGCUACUCAUGCGCUACGGAGGAUUUACCCCGCCUUCAACCCCAAGUAAUAGUGGCCAUUGGGAUGAACAGCCAGAAACACCGACAACUCCGAAAUCCAAAGGCAAUCGAGGCAGGGGUAGAGGUCGUGGGCGUGGGCGCGGUCGUGGACGUGGAAACUGA